This is a messenger RNA of Notolabrus celidotus (New Zealand spotty), 8519 nucleotides long. It is a transcript of the gene cita, whose product is annotated as citron rho-interacting serine/threonine kinase a. The transcript is spliced from 48 exons. The coding region runs from base 153 to 6521 and encodes 2122 amino acids. Gene Ontology annotation, biological process: peptidyl-threonine phosphorylation; actomyosin structure organization; mitotic cytokinesis. NCBI's taxonomy places the organism in Eukaryota, Metazoa, Chordata, Actinopteri, Labriformes, Labridae. Gene Ontology annotation, cellular component: cytoskeleton; cytoplasm. The record is from RefSeq and is a predicted model, not a curated record. Gene Ontology annotation, molecular function: protein serine/threonine kinase activity; ATP binding.
CUGAACGCGCAAAAUUUGAAAGAAGACCGGAAACAUCGUUGAUAGGAAGAAAACAGUGUGCUGCUCCUUAGCACGUCAAUGUCUCCGUUAAUAUAACAAAAAUAAACUUUUAAUACCUGCAUGGCAGUUUGGUUACCUGUCGUUAGGACACCAUGUUGAAGUUUAAAUACGCGAGUCAGGGAAGCCUGAAGUCGCUGUCUUCCUCCUCGGACCCCAUCACCAUUCGCAGCUCGCGACUUAAUCAGGUGUUUCAGGGCCGAGUGGGCUUGAGUGGGCAGCAGGGAGGAUGCACUUUAGGUCGGGAAGAGUUUUUGGAGGCCCUGCUUUUACUUUACCAAGAGUGCUGCUCCCCAGAGCUGAUGAGGAUACAUCAUGUGGCAAACUUUGUUGAUAAGUUUUCUGAUGUGGUCUCAGAGCUGCAGUCCCUGCAGCCUCGGCCUCAGGACUUUGAAGUACGUGCAGUGGUGGGUCGUGGUCACUUUGCUGAAGUAAAAGUGGUCCGGGAGAAGGCAACCGGGGAUGUUUGUGCUCUGAAAGUUAUGGACAAGAUAGUCUUACGCACACAAGAAAAUGUGGUUUUUCAUGAGGAGGAGCGGAGGAUCCUGGCUCUGAACAGCAGUCCCUGGAUCCCUGAGCUUCUGUACGCAUUCCAGGAUAAAGAACAUGUCUACCUAGCGAUGGAGUACUUGCCGGGCGGUGACCUGAUGUCCUUGCUGAACCGAUACGAGGAUCAGUUCGAUGAGUCCAUGGCUCAGUUUUAUUUAGCUGAGCUAGUGGAGGCCAUUCAUGCUGUUCACUUGCUGGGCUACGUCCACAGAGAUGUCAAACCAGAGAACGUUCUCAUCGAUCGGACUGGUCACAUUAAGCUGGCAGACUUCGGAUCAGCUGCCAGGCUGACUGCUAACAAAACAGUUGCAGCUCCCACAGUGCCGGUUGGAACUCAGGACUUCCUGUCGCCUGAGGUUCUGGCAGCUAUGAAUGGGGGCUCCAACAACUCCUACGGGGUUGAGUGUGACUGGUGGUCUCUUGGGGUCAUAGCCUAUGAGAUGAUUUAUUCCAGGUCGCCUUUUUCUGGUGGCACUUCUGCCAAAACAAUCAACAACAUCUUCAACUUUGAGCAUUUCCUUAAGUUUCCGGCGGCGCCGCAAGUCAGUAAGCAGUUUGUAGACCUACUGCAGAGAUUGCUGUGUGGAGCCAAAGAGAGGCUGGGUUUCCAGGGACUCCGCUGUCACUCUUUCUUCUCCAGCGUCGACUGGAACAACUUAAGACAAGUUCUCCCGCCUUUUGUUCCUGCGUUGCACGCUGAAGAUGACACCUCUAAUUUUGAGGAGCCGGAGCAGGCAGCCCCCCGGCCAGCCUCAGCAGCCCAGCGAGGAGCUCUGCCAGUGGGCUUCCAGGGCCAGGAUCUGCCUUUUCUAGGCUGGUUCUUCAGCAGAGCGUUGACGACGUUGGCAAAAACUGAGGCGGUGUCAGCAGGCCUUAACUCCCCUGCUAAGACCAACUCUAUGGAAAAGAAGUUACACAUUAAAAGCAGAGAACUACAAGAAACUCAAGACAAAUGUCACAAGAUGGAGCAGGAGAUCUCCAGGUUCCAGCGUAAAAUGACUGACCUGGAGUCAGUUCUCCACCAGAAGGAUGUGGAGCUGAAGGCAUCUGAGACUCAGAGGGGCAUUCUAGAGCAAGACCUCGCCACCUACAUUACCGAAUGCAGUAGCCUAAAGCGGAGCUUGGAAGAGGCACGUGUGGAAGUCUCCAGAGAGGAUGACAAGGCCAUGCAGCUGCUGCACGAUAUUCGCGAACAGAGCAACAAGCUGCAGGAAAUUAAAGAGCAAGAGUACCAUGCUCAGCUGGAGGAGAUGCAGGUGACCAUCAGGCAGCUAGAGGAGGACCUGUCAGCUGCUCGACGCCGCAGUGACCUCUAUGAAUCUGAACUCAGAGACUCCAGACAAACAGGCGAGGACCUCAAAAGGAAAGCUGUGGAGUAUCAGCAGAGAAUCCAGAAAGCUAAAGAACAAGGCAAAGCUGAUGUGGAGGAACUUCUCUCCAAACUAGAGAAGACCAAUGCUGAGCAGCAGGUGAAAAUCCAGGAGCUGCAAGACAAACUGUCCAAGGCAGUGAAAGCGAGCACAGAAGCCACUGAGCUGCUGCAGAAUGUACGGCAGGCCAAAGAGCGACUGGAACGAGACCUGGAGCGCCUUCGAGGCAAAACCGACUCCAGUGACACCUUAAAACGCCGCCUAAGGGAGACAGAGCAGGAGGGCAGGAAGACACUGGAGAACCAGGUAAAGAGGCUGGAGAUGGUUGAGCGGCGGGAGAAUAAGCUGAAAGAUGACAUUCAGACCAAAUCCCAGCAGAUCCAGCAGAUGGCUGAAAAGAUCCUGGAGCUAGAGGAGAACCUCAGAGAUGCCCAGUCGACGGCCCAGCGGAUGGAAACUCAGCUGACUCAGAAGGAGAGGCUUUUUGAAGACAAGAUAAAGGUUCUGGAGGCCCAGAUGAAGACUGAUCUGGCUGACAAGGAGAGCCUGGAGGCCAGAAGAGCCCUGCAGGAGGAGGAGUCUAGAGAGAACUGCAAACUCAUCAGUGAACAGAAAGCAACCAUUAAUGCCAUGGAUUCCAAGAUGAAGAACCUUGAGCAGCGCAUCGCUGAGCUGUCAGAGGCUAACAAGCUGGCCGCUAACAGCAGCAUCUACACCCAGAAGAAUAUGAAAGCUCAGGAGGAGAUGAUUUCAGAGCUUCGACAGCAAAAGUUCUAUUUGGAGUCUCAGGCAGGAAAGUUGGAGGCCCAAAAUGCCAAACUGGAAGAGCACCUGGAGAAGAUGAGUCAGCAGGAGCAGACCAAGAGGACCCGUCUGCUGGAGCUGGAGAGCAGGCUGCGAGAGAUGGGCCUAGAACAUGAAGAGGAGAAGCUGGAGAUCAAGAGACAGGUGUCAGAGUUGACCCUCUCUCUGCAGGAGCGCGAGUCCCAGAUUAGCAGCCUGCAGGCUGCUCGUCUUGCCCUGGAGAGCCAGCUGCAGCAAGCAAAGACCGAGCUGGAGGAGACCACCGCUGAGGCUGAGGAGGAGAUCACCGCCCUUAGGAAUCACAGAGACGAAAUUCAGCGCAAGUUUGAUGCCUUGAGAGACAGUUGCUCAGUGUUGCCUCAGGUGAUCACUGACCUAGAGGAGCAGCUCACACAGCUGAGUCAGGAGAAUGCCGAGUUGAACCGCCAGAACUUCUACCUGUCCAAGCAGCUCGAUGAAGCGUCUGAUGAGAGGGAGGACCAGAUGCAGCUCAGCCAGGAGGUAGACAGGAUGAGGAGGGAGGUGGCUGACCGGGAGAUGCACCUCAACAACCAGAAACAGAACAUUGAGACACUGAAGACAACAUGCAGCAUGCUGGAGGAGCAGGUGGUGGAGCUGGAGUCCCUAAAUGACGAGCUACUGGAGAAGGAGAGGCAGUGGGAGGCUUGGAGAGGUGCCCUGGAGGAUGAAAAAAGCCAAGCUGAGAGACGCACCAGAGACCUGCAGAGAAUAUUGGACAAUGAGAAGCAGAACAGGCUCCGUGCAGACCAGCGCAGCACUGAGUCCCGCCAGGCGGUGGAACUAGCAGUCAAAGAGCACAAAGCUGAAAUAGUGGCCUUACAGCAAGCCUUGAAGGAGCAGAGACUGAAGGCUGAAAGUCUGUCUGACACUCUCAAUGAUCUGGAGAAAAAGCACGCCAUGCUGGAGAUGAACGCCCGCAGCUUACAGCAGAAACUGGAGACAGAGAGAGAGCUGAAACAGAGGCUGAUGGAGGAGCAAGGGAAGCUGCAGCAGCAGAUGGACCUCCAGAAGAGCCACAUAUUCCGUCUGACCCAAGGCCUGCAGGACGCCCUGGACCAGACAGACAUGCUCAAGACUGAGCGCACCGAUCUGGAGUACCAGCUGGAGAACAUACAGGCUGUGUACUCCCAUGAGAAGGUGAAGAUGGAGGGGACCAUCUCUCAGCAGACCAAACUCAUUGACUUUCUUCAGGCUAAAAUGGACCAGCCCACCAAGAAGAAAAAGCAGGGUAUAUUCGGGCGCCGUCGAGAGGAUGUAGGCACGACCACCAAUGGGGCACUGGGUCCACAGGUGCAGCCCGCUGUCCCCAUGCAGUAUGGUGACAUGAAACUGGCUCUGGAGAAGGAGCGCUCGAGGUGUGCAGAGCUGGAAGAGGCCCUGCAAAAGAUGAGGAUAGAGCUGCGAUCUCUCAGAGAAGAAGCGGCUCAUUUCAAAGCCCAGGAACACGUGGCUCCUUCCACACCAGCUCAGGCUCGACAUCAAAUCCUCAUGUCGGCUAUUGUCAAAUCCCCAGAACAUCAACCCAACCCCAGUAGCCUGCUGAACCCCUCCACCCGCUGCAAGGAGACCUCCACCCCUGAAGAGUUCGGACGUCGUGUAAAGGAGAGAAUGCAUCACAACAUCCCUCAUCGCUUCACCGUGGGCCUCAACAUGAGGGCUGCCAAGUGUGCCGUUUGCCUGGACACUGUGCAUUUUGGACGUCAGGCGGCCACUUGUCUAGAGUGCAACACCUUGUGUCACCCUAAAUGCUCACCAUGUCUCCCUGCCACCUGUGGUCUACCUGCUGAGUAUGCCACUCACUUCUCAGAAGCUCUUUGCAGGGAAAAAGCAAACUCUCCUGCACUGCAGGUCAAAGAGGCCAGUGGGCAUGUUCGCUUGGAGGGAUGGAUGAAGCAGCCAAGGAAUGGAAAGCGUGGACAGCAGGGCUGGGAGAGGAAGUAUGUGGUGCUAGAUGGAACCAAAGUAUCCAUCUAUGAUUCUGAGCCCAGGGAAGACUGUUUAAAAGCUGAGGAUGAGUUUGAGCUCUGUCUGCCUGAUGGAGAGGUUACCGUUCACGGAGCUGUCGGAGCCUCCGAGCUCAUCAACACCGCCAAGUCAGACAUCCCGUAUGUGUUAAAGCUGGAGUCACAUCCCCACACCACCUGCUGGCCAGGCCAGUCCAUCUACUUCAUGGCUCCCAGCUUCCCUGACAAGCAGCGCUGGGUGGCUGUUCUUGAGUCCGUGGUGGCCGGUAGCCGAGGCUCAAGAGACAAAGUGGAUGCUGAUGCUGUAAGUGCUAAACUUCUGGGUAAUUCUCUGCUGAAGCUGGAAGGUGAUGACCGUCUGGACAUCAACUGCACUCUGCCUCUCACUGACCAGAUCGUCUUGGUCGGCUCUGAGGAGGGUCUGUAUGCUCUCAACGUCAUAAAGAACUCUUUGACACAUAUCCCUGGCCUGACUUCCGUUUUCCAGAUCCAAAUCUUGAAGGACCUCGAUAAGCUGCUGAUGAUCACUGGGGAGGAUAGGGCCUUGUGUCUGGUCGAGAUCAAGAAGAUUAAACAGUCUUUGUCACAGUCCCAUCUCCCUGCUCCACCUGACCUCAACCCCUUUAUCUUUGAGGCAGUCAAAGGAUGCCACCUCUUUUCCUCGGGAAAGAUAGACAACGGCAUCUGUAUCUGUGCUGCUAUGCCUAACAAGAUAACAAUUCUGCGACACAAUGAAAGCCUGAACAAGUUCUGCAUCAGAAAGGAGAUUGAGACAUCAGAGCCCUGCAGCUGCAUUCACUUCACUGGCUACAGUAUCAUCAUCGGCACCAACAAGUUCUAUGAGAUUGAGAUGAAGCAGUAUGUGCUGGAAGAGUUUCUGGAUAAAAACGACGUGACGUUAGCUUCAGCUGUCUUUGCCGCGUCCUCCCACAGCUUCCCCAUAUCCAUCAUCCAGGUCACCACGGCUCCACAAAAAGAUGAAUACCUACUCUGUUUCCAUGAGUUUGGUGUGUUUGUGGAUGCAUAUGGCCGCAGGAGUAGAAGUGAUGAUAUCAAAUGGAGCCGUCUGCCUCUUUCAUUUGCCUAUAGAGAGCCUUACCUGUUUGUGACCUACUUCAACUCUCUGGAUGUUAUUGAGAUCCAGGGACAUGCUGCUCUGGGGCCACACUCAUAUGCACACCUGGAUAUCCCCAACCCACGCUACCUUGGCCCAGCCAUCUCCUCUGGGGCCAUCUACCUGGCCUCUUCCUACCAGAAUAAACUGCGAGUCAUUUGCUGCAAAGGGAAUCUGGUCCAGAGCCAGGAAGGUGUAGGAGACCUGCAGCGGAACGGCUCUGGACGCAGCCCCAACAAGCGUGGGCCUCCCUCCUACAACGAGCACAUCUCUAAAAGGCUGGCGGCCAAUCCCAUGGCCCAUGGAGACCCCGGCACACCUCACCGCUACCGAGAGGCUCGCACAGAGUUCCGACGGGACAAGUCCCCAAGCCGUCCACUAGAGAGAGAGAAAUCUCCUGGGAGGAUGCUGGAGAGUCGGAUAGUGGGGUCUCCAGGGAGAGCCAUGGCUGACCCGCGGUUAGAUCGCUCCCCGGGGAGGGCCAUGGCAGACCCUCGCAUGGACCGUUCUCCUGGCCGGAUGAUGGAGUAUCACAGGGAGAGGUCCCCCGGACGAUACGAGGAGCGCCAAAGACUCCAUACUGGCUCUGGUCGCACGCCCAUAAACCCUGUCAACAAGGUUUGGGAUCAGUCAUCAGUUUGAAGGCAAGCAGAGUCACAUCAUGGAAAAGGGAAAAAAGACAGAGCAGAAAAUCCAGUGAGAAUGUCACCAACUCAUGACAAAACACUGCCACACAUCAGUUUUGUCGGACAUCUAAGCUGAAAAAUCCACAGAGGAAACAACUGUAGCAGUCACAAAAGAGAAAGAGAGAAAUAAAUUGAUGUCAUUAAAGUCAGGUUAUUUUUCUCAAUAAACAAACCCGAGUCAAUAAAGGUAAAAAAAAUGCCAUAUUUCACGACUUUCUGAGCAGGGAUUUCGCGAUGUAUUAGUGGAUGUAGAAGGGAUCAAUAAAUCAAUUUAUUCUGUUCUUCAAAAACAAAACAUUAGAUCUGACAUCUCAACUUUAGCUGUCCUCAGUGGGUUUUGCUAGUUUUAAGAUAACUCCAGACACUAGUGACCAAGAUAAGCACAGCCGUAGCAAUUUCACCUUUCAAGUCAAUGCCUAAGUAUUUACAAAGUUAGUCAAUAGUGGAAAUGGCAGAGGUUCACUUAAAAUAGUAUUAGUACAGCUGGCUCCUUUCAUGCUCUGUCCACAGUAGCUUCAGAUUAGGCCAGGAGAGGUCUACUCAUCUUAAAGCAUUUCUGUCUCCAGCCCCGAGCUGAUGUGUCAACACACAAUCAUUACCAGCUAAUUACAAUCAUCCUCUGCUGAUCUCUGCGCUCACUUAAGGUGACUGGACCUGGAUGGAGCACAAAUAAAUUCAAAAGAUUCAAACACACAAGCCCUCUCUGCCCUGUAGAACCACACAUCCAAUGAUUGUCUGCCCUGGGAUAGGCCGACACUAAAAAAACUGCACUACCCACUAUCCUCAGCAGGAGUUUCUAAUCCUUCAGAACGUUAUCUGACUGUAAAUAGACAAGACAUAAUUUUAUAUAUAUUGAGAAGGAAUUUCAAGGCUGGAUAAGCCAUGUCUAUUUUUGUUAAAGAAAAAAAGUGAUUACGUGUCCUCUUGAAUGUCCGAUGAGUAUUCUUUUAACAUGUCCAAACAUUCUUUAUCAAGUGAGUGAUUGUAUCUGGAUCCAACUUGUGUAUGCACUUCCAUUUGUCAAAGGCAAAAACCCAAGUGCUGAAGUAUAUGACAGGAGAAGAAAAAAAAACGAUCAUGGUUGAAGCUUACACAUAGUACUUGAGCAUUUCUUUUUGUACCAUGUCCCUUAUAUUGUAUAUAACCCAAAAUUGUGCAAGGUGAAGAUAAAAUAAUCUUUGUUUUUAUUCCUGAUUCGUAAAUGGCAUGGAUAUGUAUACCUGAAAUGAAAUGGAGUGUUGUCUUCUGCUUCAGCCUCAUUGGGGUUCUAUUUUUAUUCCACAGUUUAACAGCGAAGCACGUGAAUAACAUCUCCUUUCUUUGAACCAUUACAGACUUGCACAGGAAGUUCAUCUGAUUAUAAUUACUCUUUCUUUUACUGAAGCACUCUUGGCAUGUUAAACAGCCGGCCCAACCUAUAGACACUAAACUCAGUCCAAAUAUAGUCCAACUUUCACUGUCAACAUGCCUUUAUCUGACAUAAUCCUGUCUAAGGAAAUACAAAAUUCCAGUGAUUUUUGAUAGUAUUUCUCACUGAUUAAAGAUGAGAUGCCAGACUUUAACAUGCCCAGUGUGCCUACAAACAGUAGGACUCUCAAUAGGAAGGUUUUUUCCCCCACUCUUUGGUCAACUCGGGUUUAUUUUUGGUAUAAAUAUCUUCCUGAAUGUAUUUAAGCCCAGAAGAUACAACAGAUUUAUAUUGGUCAACAGAAAGCACUCAGUGCUACAGAUUGCACAAGUUGUCCACUAGUCUUCAUGCCUUUCUUUUCAAGAGGGGUUUCCAUCCAUUAACUUAAUUUUUUAUUCUUUUAAACUUGUGUUUCUUUUCACAUGAUCCUGAAUCAUAAUGCUGUAACGCUGGAUAUGAUAUUGAUGUCUGCUAACAAAUGUUUUAUUAGCGUUCCCUGUAGAGAUUUUGUCACAGAAUAUUAAAUAUUAUAACCAUUGUCUUUCA